Ambispora leptoticha is the source of this 1311-nucleotide messenger RNA. Lineage: Eukaryota; Fungi; Glomeromycota; Glomeromycetes; Archaeosporales; Ambisporaceae. The record is from the annotation of a GenBank genome assembly.
AAUGAACCUCCGCUUGUUCCAUAUCGAAUCCCUAUAAUCGGCCAUGCUUUUUCUUUGCAAAAAGAUCCGAGAAACUUUCUUAAAAAAUCGCGUAAACAAUAUGGUCAUAUAUUCUCCAUCUAUUUAUUUGGUCGAGUUAUCACAAUAGUUGAUAGUGAGUUUGCGCAUGAAGUUUAUAAUUCGAACGAUUUGAGUUUCGAAGAAGCGUUGGAGGAUUGGAUUCCAUUCAAAACACAUUUUGGGGUCAAACAAGGUUUUGGUGGAGAAUUAGCGGAAUGCAUACGCAAAUAUUUGUAUUCGCCCAAAGAUCUAAACAUUUUCUCGGAAAUACUCAAACAGACGUUUACUACAAUAAUUGAACGUCAAAUCGGAGAUUGUAAAAAUCCGAAAACGAUCAAUUCUUCCUUGGACUUUAUAACGGAAGCCUUUGCUCGGUCACUUGCUCGUGUUUUGUUCGAAGAGGAGCUUUGUAAUGAUCGAGAUGUUUUAGACGCUUUUCUUUCUUAUGGAAGUCCGAAGGGUGAUAACUUUACAGCUCUCUCGUUAUUAAACUUUAUACAUCCGUGGUUUUAUCAUAUUGUAGUAAAAUUCAUCAAUAAUCCAGGAAAGAAAAACCGUGAUAUUUUAAUGCGAAAAAUCAAACCGUAUAUUGCGAAAAAAUUUGAAAAUAAAUUUAAUAAUGAAGAAAAAGAUCAGGUUGAUUUUCUUCAAAUAUGCAUGCCCAACUUCGACAAAAAUAAUGUUAAUGAAUCGGUCGGAAACAAACUUAUGCUUCUUGUGUUUGCUGCACUUUUUACGAAUUCAACCAUUUGCAACGCCGUACUUCGUGACUAUGCAACUCGACCUGAAUACUGGCAAGAACUUCAAGACGAGCAAUUAAGCAUUAUGCAAGAAUAUGGAAAUAGUCUUUCAUAUGAAAUUGGGGGUGAUCAUAAAGUAAUCGGAAAGAAGUUUACUUUUUCUAACGGCAUUGAAAUUCCAUAUGGACGUAGCGUUUCUUUGGAUUUCUCAAUGAUACACGGGGAAGAAAGUGGAUUUUGUCCUAACGCGGAUGCAUUCGAUGGGUUCCGUUACGUGGGAGAGAAUUCUCCUUUUACUCGUGUAAGUCGCGAAGUGCUCACCUUUGGAUUGGGACGUCACGCUUGUCCCGGAAGAAAUUUUGCUGCCCAUUCAAUUAAGAUUAUCCUCUCUCUUUUAAUUCGCAAGUAUACGAUUACCGUUACUACCAAAUCUGGACGAAAAUCCCCGGCUCAAAUUAUAAUGGGAUUUGCAUCACCUGUAGAAGAAACUUUGAUUUUUCAAAAUCUUUAA